GAGUAGUCCGUAAAUUUUGGUGUCGGGAAGGGUUUAAGGGAGUUUGGAGGCGAAGAAAGAAUCGAAUAUCAACAAAAGCCAAAGAAAAAAAAAAAAAAGAGAAAAACCCUCGGAUCUUCUCUUCUCCGUAUAAUGGAUCCAUACUCUUCGUCGUCGUCGUCGUCGUCGUCAAGUGGGGCGUCGCCGCAGGUUUCGACGGAGGACAUCAUGGACCAGGUCAAACUCCAGCUUGCCCAGGCCUAUGCCGAAGAGUUCCUCGAGACUUUGAGGGGAAAGUGCUUUGAGAAGUGUAUCACCAAACCUGGGAGCAGCCUGAGUGUAGUGAGAGUAGUUGUGUCUCAAGGUGUGUGGAUCGCUACAUUGAAGCCACCGGUAUCAUCAGCAGAGCUCUUUUCGAACAUCAAGCUGAAGUUGUGAUCUGACAAUUUUUAAAACUUUCUUCUGGAAGUUGUUGGUGGGCAGUUAGGAGGUUGUCGUUUUCUAUUUCUGAUUAUCAUUGAUAACAUAGAAAUUUGAUAUUCUGAUGGGGUCUGUAAAUC
This is a messenger RNA of Coffea arabica (coffee), 539 nucleotides long. NCBI's taxonomy places the organism in Eukaryota, Viridiplantae, Streptophyta, Magnoliopsida, Gentianales, Rubiaceae. The record is from RefSeq and is a predicted model, not a curated record.